AUGAUCUCACCGUCCCGGCUCCUCGUCCUCGUGGCAUGUUCUGUGCUGCUGGUUCUGCUCUCGGCCGGAAAGAUGGAGCAGCCUGCGAGGCGGCUCCUCGACUCUCAGAGCCUUGCAGAAAGCGCCCUUGCUCAGGCCAAAAGGGCCGUGACCUUCCUCCCGGCUGUUCCAAAUCUGGUCACUCCGGCGACUUUGGCUUGGCACUUGCUGAUCGAAGUUUUGCUCUUCCUCGCCAUCGGGGUUGCAAGUACGCUGCUGUUCGCCCUUCUUUGGGGUGGGAUGCUUUUUUGUCUGUCGGCAGGAUGUCGAUGCCGCUGGGAGUCAUACGAUCCUGUCACUAAAGUCGUUCUGGUGCUGAGUGGGCUCUCAGCUCUCGUGGCUGCAGCGCUCGCAUUGCCUUGGGCCGCAGCGAAGAUGAACAUCUCCUUGUUGAAGGAUUGGAGACGGCUGGAAAGCUGCAUGCAUUUGUUCGACCGGCCUGAGCACGCGCUUCCCUUGCACCCCGGGAGCCAGCUUAGCAAAAGUGAGCAGGAGCAGAGGUUUGACUACUACGUGUCAUCGAUCCUGUGGCUAAUCUUCGUCUCCUAUCUGUUCGGGGAGCUGCUAUCGUGUCUGGGGAGGGAGGGCCGCAGGCUCACCGCCUGGAUGCGGUCAGAAAGCUUCACGCCACUGCCGGUUCAUGAGCCCCGAAACGAAGAUGACGUAAGUUGUCAACUCUUCUGUUGGCACCGCGUUUUCUGGCAUGUGGUCCUGCACAUCUUCUGUGCCACCAUGGCAUUGUUAUCUUUAGCCACAGGUCGCCUGGAUGCCAAUGACGGCCUCUGCUGGGAGGUCUACGAGUUCUGGGUGCUGAUUAUGCUGCCGAUCUACGUUCUCCAAGCCGUUGGCCUUGUGCUCUGCCUUCCCAGCGAUUGUGAGGUGCCCUCACUGGGCUACCCAAUCGUUCAGGCGGUGCUGCCGAUCCUCGGGGAGCCCCUCGAUGUGUUCAAAGACUGGCUCUUCAUUGGGCUGGCGGUGGCCACGCAGGCGCACUUCGGCUACAUUUUGGCAACCUUGGGGGUGCUGGUGCUCUUCACUUCCGGCGCCUACAUGCAAGCCUUCCAUUCGAAUGACCUUCUGAAGCAGCUGUCGCCGGUGCAAGCCAUCCGGCACCGGAAAGUGAGCUUUCUGGAUGGCCAGACCUCGCCUGCCAAGCUUGCUGUGGCACUGACAGAAGACCUGCCCCAAGCAUUGCUGCAGUCCGUUUUUGUCAUCGUGUAUGGUGGCUCCACGAUGCAGUUUCUCUUCAUCGGGGUCAGCUGCAUCCGCAUCUUCGCCUGCCUUGCUCUUCGCGCAGCCGUCCUCGAAACCGCACAGCGCCAUGCGGAGGCUUGGGAGGCUCAGGCCCGCUUCCUGCAGCUGCGGCUCCGCCUCUUCCAGGCAAUCCUCGGCCCACAGCACACAUGGGCGCUGAGACUAAAACACAGUCUGGCUGAGGAAUUCAGUAGGCUGGGCAACCACCAAGAGGCCUUGCAGAUGUUCCAAGAGAUCCUGGCUGCUCGGACUGAGGUUUUGGGAGCAAGCCAUCCGGACACGCUCGUCGCACAGGGAGACAUGGCAUUCACUCUAAGCAGCCUUGGCAGACAAGAGGAGGGGCUGCAGAUGGACCAAGAGGUCCUGGCUGCUCGGACUGAGACCCUGGGAGCGCGCCACCCUCGCACGCUCACAGCCCAAGGAAACAUGGCAGUCAAUCUAAGAAGCCUGGCAAGGCAUGAGGAGGCGCUGCAGAUGAAUCGCGAGGUAUUGGCUGCUCGGAUUGCGACCCUGGGAGCACGCCACCCGCGCACGCUCACAGCUCAAGGAAACAUGGCAGUCAUUUUCGCAGAACUGGGCAGGCAUGAAGAGGCCCUACAGAUGAACCAAGAGGUCCUGGCUGCUCGGACUGAGACCCUGGGAGCGCGCCACCCGUACACCCUCACAGCGCAAACUAACAUGGCGGUCAUUUUCGCAGAACUGGGCAGGCAUGAAGAGGCCCUACAGAUGAACCAAGAGGUCCUGCGUGCUCGGACUGAGACCCUGGGAGCGCGCCACCCCUACACGCUCACAACACAAACCAACAUGGCAGUCAUUUUCGCAGAACUGGGCAGGCAUGAGGAGGCACUGCAAAUGGAACAAGAAAUCCUGGUUGCUCGGACUGAAGUCUUAGGAGCACGCCACCCGGACACGGUUCUAACACAAGGAUACAUGGCAGAGUGCUUGCAUGAAUUAGGUAGGACCGAAGAGGCAAUACAAGUUUGCCAGCACGUCCUGAAUGCCCAAGUAGAAGUGCUGGGCCCCGGCCAUCUCCAGACGCAGCGCAGCCAAAGCAGACUGGCUCAUCUUGUGGAACGUCGAGAGGGCUUCGAGCCAGCAACCCUCCUGAACCGACAUCGCCGAGCGGAUAGUCCAGGAAGGGGCGCCGAGAAGAAGAGCACAGGCCAGUGA
Symbiodinium sp. CCMP2592 is the source of this 2463-nucleotide messenger RNA. Lineage: Eukaryota; Dinophyceae; Suessiales; Symbiodiniaceae. The record is from the annotation of a GenBank genome assembly.